UUCCACUGCCCCAAGCCGCCACCAAUGGCGACCUGCGUUCUGCUGAUGCUGCGGGAAGUCUCUCCGUGGGCGCUGGCCAGCGUGGUGGCGUCCGUGUCGCUGUUGUGGCUGGUGGUCUGGACGCUGGAGUGGGCCUGGUGGACGCCUUGGCGGCUCGAGCGGGCCCUGCGGGUCCAGGGCCUCAAGGGCACCAGGUACCGCCUCUUCACCGGCGACCUGAGGGAAACCGCCCGGGCUAACCGGGAGGCUCGCAAGAAGCCGCUGCCGCUCGGCAGCCACGACAUCGCCCCACGCGUGCAGCCCAUGCAUCACAGCACCAUCAAGGAAUACGGGAAACUAUCGUUCACCUGGUUCGGCCCAACACCAAGGGUGAUGAUUCCUGACCCAGAGUUAGUCAAAGAGGUGCUGUCUAAUAAGUUUGGCCACUUUGGCAAACCAAGGAGUAACCGCAUUGGGAGGUUGCUAGCCAACGGGCUUGUAAAUCAUGAUGGUGAAAAAUGGGCAAAGCACAGGAGAAUUCUUAAUCCUGCAUUUCACCAUGAAAAAAUAAAGGGGAUGAUGCCAGUAUUUUCUACCUGCUGUAUUGAAAUGAUUACUAGAUGGGAUAAUUCAAUGCCUUCUGAGGGAUCUUCUGAGAUAGAUGUCUGGCCUGAGUUCCAGAAUCUUACUGGAGAUGUUAUCUCAAGAACUGCGUUUGGGAGCAACUAUCAAGAAGGGAGGAGAAUUUUCGAGCUGCAAGGAGAACUAGCUGAACGCCUCAUCCAAUCUGUUCAGACAAUAUUUAUCCCAGGCUAUUGGUUCUUGCCCACCAAAAACAACAGAAGGAUGAGAGCGAUCGAUGUAGAGAUCCGCAAAAUUCUCCGUGAAAUAAUUGGGAAGAGAGAGAAGGAUACUAAAAACAGAGAAACAAAUAACGACGACUUGCUGGGCUUAUUACUGGAGUCAAACACAAGGCAAUCAAAUGGAAAUGCAAGCCUGGGAUUGACAACAGAAGAUGUGAUUGAGGAAUGCAAGUUAUUUUACUUUGCAGGUAUGGAGACAACAUCAGUCCUUCUUACUUGGACACUUAUUGUGCUAAGCAUGCACCCAGAAUGGCAAGAGAGAGCAAGAGAAGAGGUUUUGAGCCACUUUGGAAGAACCACACCGGAUUAUGAUAGCUUGAGCCGCCUCAAGACUAUAACCAUGAUUCUACAUGAGGUCCUUAGGUUGUACCCACCGGCAACCUUUCUAACAAGAAGAACUUAUAAGGAAAUGGAGCUCGGUGGAAUCAAAUAUCCUGCAGGAGUUGACCUCCUUCUACCCGUCAUCUUCAUUCACCAUGAUCCUGACAUUUGGGGAAAAGACGCAAGCGAGUUCAACCCAGAAAGGUUUGCCAACGGCAUCUCCAGCGCAACCAGGCAUCAGGCUGCUUUCUUUCCGUUCGGAGGGGGGCCUAGAAUCUGCAUCGGCCAGAGCUUUGCGUUGCUGGAAGCCAAGAUGACGCUAUGCACCAUCCUCCAACGCUUCUCGUUCGAGCUCUCGCCAUCCUACACCCACGCGCCGUACACCGUGAUAACACUGCACCCUCAACAUGGUGCUCAGAUAAGGCUCAAAAAGCUUUCUCCGUGAUGCUCCUUCUAUGCUGCUACCGGACACUACUUUCGUUACUGACCGCAUAUGUAGAAACGUAUUUCUUAUUUAGUAUGUAUUUUUUAGGAUAUAAAUAAAAAGAUGGUGCAUAUUAAUGGGAAAUAAGUUCCCUUGUAUGCAUUGCGAUGUAAUUUUGGGAAGAUUUGGCAAGGAACUUAAUUAUACAAU
Molecule: messenger RNA, 1797 nt
Organism: Zea mays
Lineage: Eukaryota; Viridiplantae; Streptophyta; Magnoliopsida; Poales; Poaceae
Product: putative cytochrome P450 superfamily protein
Exons: 5
Coding region: 25-1608 (527 amino acids)
Molecular function (GO): oxidoreductase activity, acting on paired donors, with incorporation or reduction of molecular oxygen; heme binding; iron ion binding
Source: RefSeq, marked provisional